AAUAAAUAACCGGAAGAAGAAGAAGAAGAACAGCCUCUCCUUCGCUAGCUAGCUAGCUGCAGGAAAGUAGCGUCAAAAAAAUCAGGAUAUUCUCAUAAUGAGUUAUGCGGAGAAGCCGGACGACAUAACAAGGGAAGAAUGGAUGGAUAAGCUCAACAAUGUCCAUAUUCAAAGAGCUGAUAUGAACCGGCUCAUUAUGAAUUACCUGGUCACAGAGGGCUUCAAGGAGGCAGCGGAGAAGUUCAGGAUGGAGUCUGGAAUAGAGCCCAGCGUCGACUUGGACUCCCUAGAUGAGAGGAUUAAGAUCAGAGAGAUGAUCUUGAAGGGACAGAUCCAGGACGCCAUUGCACUGAUCAACAGUCUGCACCCAGAGCUGCUGGAUACUAACCGUUACCUCUACUUCCACUUACAGCAGCAGCAUCUGAUCGAGCUGAUCCGUUUGAGGGAGACCGAAGCGGCGCUUGAAUUUGCCCAGUCACAGUUAGCAGAGCAGGGGGAGGAGAGCCGAGAAUGUUUGACGGAGAUGGAGAGGACGCUGGCGCUGCUGGCCUUCGACAACCCCGAGGAUUCACCCUUUGGGGAUCUGCUCAAUAUGAUGCAGAGACAAAAGGUAUGGAGCGAAGUGAAUCAGUGCGUGCUAGACUAUGAAAACAGAGAGUCAACACCCAAGCUGGCCAAGCUGCUGAAGCUCCUGCUUUGGGCUCAAAAUGAACUUGACCAAAAGAAAGUGAAGUAUCCCAAAAUGACAGACCUCAGCAAGGGAACCAUCGAAGACCCAAAAUAAGGACCUACAGUGAAAACAUACAACACCAUUACAAGAAACGGACACAUUUCCCUUAUCUAUUUAUACCACAAGAAGCUGACUCCUAUACAGUACAACCUUUUCUUUUUUUGUAAGGGUUGCUUUUUGAUACUUUAAUAACUCAGAAUGUGCAAACUGGAUUGAUGGCAUUUCAAAAUGACUUCUCAUACUUAACAUGCAGACCAUUAUUGACUCGGUAUUAUAAUUGACAUAUUUGUUUAUGUGAAAUGAGUAUAUUUCCUCUAGUUUUUCUGUCUGUUGGCAGGGAAAGUUGUCGCCAUAGAAGGGUGUGAAUAAAGCCUAAAUUAGGCUGUCACUAUCUAUGUGUGACCGGUUUGAUGUUCAGGGAAAAUGGUUGGCUAGGUGUGCACUUCCUAUAAUAAACAAACCUUUACCGUACAUCCAAACAUACACAUUUCAGCUAGUAAUUCUUAACUAGUACUCUGUGACGGCAUCAGCCGAUACAAGAUACUCAAGAUCUUUCAAACUACUGUGACUUUGAAAGUUGAAUUGAGCUUAAGAUGCUUGAGACAUUAUAAAAGAGACUGGAACAGAUAAACUUUCUAGCUGUUCAUCAAAGUAGCAGUUAACAAAUGGAUCAAGGCAAGAUAAAAGAACAGUUUAGAGGCAGCCUUAGUUUCAUACAGUUAUAUAGUAUCACAGAUAUUAACAGAUUUGAAUGAAUAAGACACUUUUACAGAAGGAAUAUUGACAUGUAUGGAACAAGUAGCUCUUUUGCUAAAUUUGAUGUGCUUUUUUUUGCUGGGAUAUUGUUUUGCAAUAAACGUGGAAUUUGGAACUGCGCAAGUCAUAAAAGAC
Molecule: messenger RNA, 1621 nt
Organism: Gasterosteus aculeatus aculeatus (three-spined stickleback)
Lineage: Eukaryota; Metazoa; Chordata; Actinopteri; Perciformes; Gasterosteidae
Product: glucose-induced degradation protein 8-B homolog
Molecular function (GO): protein binding
Source: RefSeq, a predicted model, not a curated record